CAUUCCAUAGAGUCCAUCAGUUAAAGCCAGACCAUCAUCAACCUUUAUUCUGCAGACCGAUCGAUCAUUUUCUACAGCAGCGAUGAGCAUUAGUGUCUUUAAGGAUUGGGUCUACAGGACUCCUGCCAUGGUCUACAAUAAAGACAGCUGUAUUCUUCUGGUCUUUUCAAACGCAACGACGGCUGUUGGGCGGCAUAGAAGGCUUGCUAUGAGAAUAUUUUUGUUUGACAGAGGUCGCAAUUUUUCACCAAUGUGGUGCAAGACGAAAAUAGUGAGAGAAGCCAGCCUUCCUGGACACAGCUCCAUGAACCCCUGCCCGAUGUUCGAUGAGGAGAACAGGAAGCUCUUCCUGUUUUUCAUGGUCACCAGUAAUGAACACCUUCAUGAAGAACACCUCUUUUACAAGUCUCGUCUAUGCUACAUAACAAGUAACAAUUUUGGACACAGCUGGAGUGAAGUAAAUCAUCUGACUGUAUGUCUGCCUGAAAACUGCAUCGCUUUAGCAAUCGGACGAGGACAUGGCCUUCAAACGGAAGAUGGACGACUGAUAAUCCCGACUUUUGCUUUCAUAGAUGAAAAUCCCACUGAUGACAAACCUGUUCCACAUGCAGUCGCUCUGUAUAGUGACGAUGGUGGAAAAAGCUGGCAGCUUGGCAGCUUGGUUCCAGAAAACACAGCUGAGUGUCAAAUGGCGGAAGUUUGGGGACAUGGAGGCAGGUUCAUCUACUGCAAUGCCAUUAACAAGGACAGGAGACUGGUAGAAGCCUUCAGUGAAGAUAAUGGAGACACAUUUAUCGUAUCAGAAGAUGGGAAGUUUGCCAACACAUGUACAGGUAGUCCAGGAAGUUUGCUCUCUUUUCCAGUUAAAGAUAAAACUGCAAUGGGAAGUGAUGUAAGCCCCUCCCCAAACAGGUGGCUGCUCUUCACCCAACCCAGCAUCUCUGGAGUGGAGUUGGGAGUGUAUGUGAACAAAACUCCAUGUGAUCCAAAGGCCUGGACUAAACCCUGGAUAAUCAACAGAGGACCCAGUGGCCUCUCAGACAUGGCUUACCUUGGUGACGGCUAUAUUGCAUGUGUAUUUGAGACCAGGGAGAAUGAAGACCUCGACAACGUUGUCAUGAAGAUCUUUAACUUCUAUCACAUCUGGCCAAACACAGAUGACACAGACGGGUGCCUCUGCUGCUGCACAGUUAUGUAGACUAGUUAGUCUACUCAAGAUAUUUCAUGAAUAAAAUUUAAUUUCAGCA
Molecule: messenger RNA, 1247 nt
Organism: Nothobranchius furzeri (turquoise killifish)
Lineage: Eukaryota; Metazoa; Chordata; Actinopteri; Cyprinodontiformes; Nothobranchiidae
Product: sialidase-3
Biological process (GO): ganglioside catabolic process; oligosaccharide catabolic process
Cellular component (GO): cytoplasm; intracellular membrane-bounded organelle; membrane
Molecular function (GO): exo-alpha-sialidase activity
Source: RefSeq, a predicted model, not a curated record